AUGAAGAGACAAAACGUGAGGACCCUUGCGCUCAUCAUUUGCACGUUCAUCUACCUGUUAGUUGGCGCGGCUGUCUUCGAUGCCUUGGAAUCUAAGAAGGAGACGACCCAGAAGAAGAACGUGUACGACAGAAAACAAGAGCUUAGGAACAAAUACAAUCUCACUAAACUCAACUUCGAUGAACUCGAGGAGGUGGUGUUGCAGCUGAAGCCUCACAAAGCCGGGUUACAGUGGAAAUUCGCUGGAUCAUUUUACUUCGCAAUCACUGUGAUCACGACCAUAGCUUCACUGCCCGAUAGUGACGAGCCGCCCGACUGUCACUCCCAACCUCCCUGUGUCCCGUGGAGUUGUUCCCUGGUCGUGACAGUCCUGACAGCCCCGGGAUUCAACCAGCGCCUCCUCAACUGUCACCUGAGAGACUUGGUUCAGCAGCACAAGACGCCCCGAGGCCUGGGAGUACAGUUACAGAGUUACGGCCAUGCUGCCCCCAGCACAGACAGAGGGAAGGUGUUCUGCAUGCUCUAUGCCCUGCUGGGCAUCCCUCUCACCCUGGUCAUGUUCCAGAGCCUGGGCGAGCGCAUCAACACCCUGGUGCGCUACCUGCUGCACCGCCUGAAGAAUUGCCUUGGCAUGCGGCGCACCGAGGUCUCCAUGGUCAACAUGGUGGCCAUUGGCUUCAUCUCCUGCAUGAGCACACUGUGCGUGGGUGCGCUCUCCUUCUCCCACUUUGAGGGCUGGAGCUUCUUCCACGCCUUCUACUACUGCUUCAUCACACUCACCACCAUCGGCUUUGGGGACUACGUGGCUCUGCAGAAGGACCAGGCGCUGCAGACCAACCCCAAGUACGUGGCCUUCUGCUUCAUGUACAUCCUCACCGGCCUGACCGUGAUCGGAGCCUUCCUCAACCUGGUCGUGCUGCGCUUCAUGACUAUGAACGCGGAGGACGAGAAGCGGGAUGCCGAGCAGCGCGCCCUCCUCUCCCGGAACGGCCAGGCGGGAGGGCACAACCACCCGCGCUGCGCCCCCGACCCGCCCUCCUCCUCCUCGGCCGCCUCAGGGUGCAGUGGGGGAGCUGGAGGAGCGGGAGGACCAGGAGGGGGCGGAAACAGUGGUGUGGGAGGAGCGGGGCGGGGGCUGCGCAAUGUUUACGCGGAGGUGCUCCACUUCCAGUCCAUGUGCUCCUGCCUGUGGUACAAGAGCAGGGAGAAGCUGCAGUACUCCAUCCCCAUGAUCAUCCCCAGGGACCUGUCCACCUCCGACACCUACAUGGAGCAGGGGGAGGCCUUUUCCUCCGACCCCCUCCACCCCCUUCACUCCAACGGCUGCGUCUACAGCUUGCACCACCCGCAUUCUGCCAUCAGCUCUGUGUCCACGGGCCUGCACAGCCUCACCCCAUACAGACUAGGACACAGCAAGCGGCGCAGCUCCAUCUAG
Coregonus clupeaformis (lake whitefish) is the source of this 1434-nucleotide messenger RNA. RefSeq names its product potassium channel, subfamily K, member 3a (gene kcnk3a). The coding region runs from base 1 to 1434 and encodes 477 amino acids. Lineage: Eukaryota; Metazoa; Chordata; Actinopteri; Salmoniformes; Salmonidae. Gene Ontology annotation, molecular function: open rectifier potassium channel activity; potassium ion leak channel activity. Gene Ontology annotation, cellular component: membrane. The record is from RefSeq and is a predicted model, not a curated record. The transcript is spliced from 3 exons. Gene Ontology annotation, biological process: potassium ion transmembrane transport; stabilization of membrane potential.